Messenger RNA from Cylicostephanus goldi, 465 nucleotides. The record is from the annotation of a GenBank genome assembly. NCBI's taxonomy places the organism in Eukaryota, Metazoa, Nematoda, Chromadorea, Rhabditida, Strongylidae.
AUGAAGAGGUUGCAAUCGAGGCCGGACCUUGUUUACUGCAUAUCGAUUUACCGAGGAAGUCGACAUGCAAAAUGGAGGCCUGCCCACAGACGACGACAGGAGAGGGGCGGCCCUUCGUUUGACUCAACGGGACUAUGGGACGUCAUUUCACUUCACUAUAAUCUGUUGCAGGGUUACCUAUCAGAAGCUGGUGCAUCUUUAGUUGACAAGAAACUUGGAUUGAACAUCGUACCUACCACAGCUGUGGUGGAGUUGGCAGCACCGACGUUCUACUAUGGAAGGUUGGAUCGCGCAAAGGCGAGGACAAAGGAGCGCAUUCAGUCGAGAUAUCCCGAUCUUGGUCGACGCUUCCACAGAAUUGGCCUUCCUCCUAAGAAAGGCAGUUUCCAACUGUUUGUCACGGGAUACCAAGAUGCAUCGCACUGGCUACGAAUAUGGGACAGCUAUCCAGAACAAGCACCUCCG